This is a messenger RNA of Plasmopara halstedii, 2373 nucleotides long. RefSeq lists its product as hypothetical. Gene Ontology annotation, molecular function: oxidoreductase activity. Bases 1 to 2373 code for a protein of 790 amino acids. The record is from RefSeq and is a predicted model, not a curated record. NCBI's taxonomy places the organism in Eukaryota, Oomycota, Peronosporomycetes, Peronosporales, Peronosporaceae. Gene Ontology annotation, cellular component: plasma membrane. The transcript has a single exon.
AUGGUGAAUCUCUCAAUGGACAGCCAUGUACUUGACUCGCCGGCGGACUCGCUCGACAUGCGUCAGCCACCAUCAGGUUACACUACGAACGGAGGCAGCAAUCGCAACGAAAGCAAGUUCUUUGCACUUAGCAUGAGCGGUACUAACAUGGCUGGCAAGCCAUCACAGCUCGCUGCGCAUUCAGUGUAUGGAACACCAACAGACAAAAAUUACAAAACGUGGCCUUUCGUGACUGUCGGUUGGUGUGCCACCAUUGUCAUUUUUGCUAUCAUUUAUCACCAGUUGCCCGAGUACCGCUUAGGCUUUCGCUACAAGCUCUACUCACUCUUUGGUUCUUCCAUUGAGAAUGCGCAAUGGGUUGGUGGGCAUCGUGAAAUCGUCGAGUUUGUUGUCAAUUACUGGCUUAUAGGAUUGCCUUUUAUGGUUGGUGGUAUGGCUCUUGCCUUGGGUGACGCGCUGCCACCUGUGCCAACUGGAGGUCAUCGCACAGUCAUGCGCUUCCUUAAGCGUAAAAUAUUUGUAGGAACCAUCAAUAUCUCGUACGCCGAGUCCAUUUGCACGCUUGUAUUUUUAGGACUGAAUGCCAUUUGGUUUUCUGCCGUGUUCUCGCGCCACUAUGAUGGUCUCGUAGAGGCCAUGUCAACAGACUCUGCUUCUGUCUUUCGACUCGUGGGUCAAGUAUUCGGAUCCAACGCUGUCUUGUGCUUUUCGAUACUGAUUAUCCCCGCAACUCGCAACUCGUUUUGGAUGAUUUCUCUGGGCAUUGAUUACUCGCACGCCAUCAAGUAUCAUCGCUGGAUCGGAUUUUUCACCAUAUCGAUGGUGGCACUACACGCCAUUCCAUACUAUUACGCGUGGAUGAAAAGCGGCACGUUCAUUGAUUCGGCUUUUCCUUGUAUGGAUUGCGACUACGGAACCGUUGGCAAAGCGCGCUUACAGAACUUUUGCGGCCAGUUAGCAUUGCUGUGCUGCGGAAUUAUUGGAGUUACAUCACUGAAUCCGAUUCGCCGCAAGUACUAUGACCUAUUUUACUACUGCCAUCAUCUCUUUAUUCUUGUAUUAUUUUUCAGUGCGCUACACUUUUCACAAUUUGUCAUAUGGAUGUAUCCACCCGUGUGCCUUUAUGUCAUGCACCGAAUCUUGGCUCGAAGCCAGAGCCGAAUACCGUGUGAAGUUGUGGACCUUGAAGCUAUUCCAGGUGAAAUUACACGACUGGUGUUUCGAAGAUCUCCCGGUAAGUCGGGUCAUUACCAUGCAGGCCAAUUCGUAUAUCUUCGAGCUCCGUUGUUGUCAAACACACAGUGGCAUCCGUUCAGUAUCAGUUCUUCACCCAUUGAAUAUGAAGAUACAUUCACUGUGCAUGUCAAAUGUGUUGGAAACUGGACAAAAUCGCUGUAUGCGGUCGCAAUACAGGCGCGAGAGGAGCGCAAAAUGCCACUAUUUUAUGUUGAUGGGUUCUAUGGCAAGAUGUCAGAUGAUUUUCAGCACUACCCGGCCCUUGUCUUUGUGGCUGGCGGUAUCGGUGCAACUCCCGUAAUCAGUUUGGUAGGUAAGAUUCUCGACUGCAUGCGCAAUAAUGAUCCGAACAUGGAGUCAACACAAGUCUAUUUUCAUUGGACGUCGCGUGAGAUUGGUAUAUUUUACGAGUUUGAGCCUCUGCUGGAUGCUAUCGAGCAAUACGACCCGAAUCACGAUCGAAUCAAAGUUCGUCUCUGUUUCACGGGUGACCAGCAUUUGGGCGGCGUAGAUAUUCCCAAUGGUAUCACGCUUAAGCCUUUUAACGAUACAAGCAUGGUUCCCACCCGCCCAUUCUACCAGUCAUCGCGAUCGGUGCCACGUCAGAUGCUGCUCUUCUUUGUCAUCUUUACUUUCAGCUUUUUGGGCCUGUUCCUCAUUCGUCUUAAUUAUCCCAUACUGGGCGAAGGGCGAGUAAAUCAAAAUAUGUGGCCGAUGCAGCGGGUCGUUGAGGUUCUCAUUAUGAUUGCUGGUGCUGCUGUCGGCUGGAUAGUGGUGUUCACCGAGGCCAUGCCUCGAUCUAUGAGCCAUAGGGAGAAGUCCGGUCUGGUUCCCACCUCGGGCGACUACGCUCCGGACGAGACCAUGGCUGAUGAUCGCCAAUAUUCAGAGUAUUCGCAUUCGCUCUCAUUUGAUGGCCAGGAGGUCGAAUUUCAUCACCCUGUAAGUCGUUCAAGGUUAAAUGUCAAAGAGCUGUUCAGCGAAGUUGUCAAAGAGCAAUCGCAUAACUUUGCUGUCAACGUUACAGGCAUCGGCACGUGGGUUUCAGGACCCAUGGGCCUUAUCCAUGCUGUAGAGACAGAGGCUUCUAACUUUGCCGGUAUCUUUGAUGUGCACUUUGAAGAAUUUGAGAUGUAG